Molecule: messenger RNA, 2359 nt
Organism: Psammomys obesus (fat sand rat)
Lineage: Eukaryota; Metazoa; Chordata; Mammalia; Rodentia; Muridae
Gene: Lhx5
Product: LIM homeobox 5
Exons: 5
Coding region: 374-1582 (402 amino acids)
Biological process (GO): neuron differentiation; regulation of transcription by RNA polymerase II
Cellular component (GO): nucleus
Molecular function (GO): RNA polymerase II transcription regulatory region sequence-specific DNA binding; DNA-binding transcription factor activity, RNA polymerase II-specific
Source: RefSeq, a predicted model, not a curated record
AAAGUGGGGGAAAGUGCCGGCGCCUCCGCCAACCGGGAAAGCCGCUCGCCAGCGCCGAAGCCAGCAGCCGCCGGGGACACCUGCUCGAGGCUGGAGCGAGCGCGCCGGGGCGCCCACCCCGUGGCAUGAGACCGUGACCGCCGCCGCCGCCUGCCACGCCACUCCGGGCAGCGCAGCGCAGCGCAGCGCCAGGCCGGAGAGCGUCGGAGGACUCGAGCCCGGGAAGUCUUGGUCGAUCGGUACCCGACUCUCCCCUGCCGAGGCCCAGGGUCCGGGAAGGCUGAGAGCCACAGCGGCGGGGACCGGGAGGCCCUGAGGGCCCAGGGGCCCCCCGAGGAGGACCAGGCGGCCGGAGCCGCCGGGGCGCGCGGCUAUGAUGGUGCACUGUGCCGGCUGUGAGCGGCCCAUCCUCGACCGCUUCCUGCUCAACGUGCUGGACCGCGCGUGGCAUAUCAAAUGUGUUCAGUGCUGCGAGUGCAAAACGAACCUCUCGGAGAAGUGCUUCUCCCGGGAGGGCAAGCUGUACUGUAAAAACGACUUCUUCAGGCGCUUUGGCACCAAGUGCGCCGGCUGCGCGCAAGGCAUCUCUCCCAGCGACCUGGUGCGCAAGGCCCGGAGCAAAGUCUUCCACCUCAACUGCUUCACUUGCAUGGUGUGCAACAAGCAGCUGUCCACGGGGGAGGAGCUGUACGUCAUCGACGAGAACAAGUUCGUGUGCAAGGACGACUACCUGAGCUCCUCCAGCCUCAAGGAGGGAAGCCUCAACUCAGUGUCGUCUUGUACGGACCGCAGUCUGUCCCCAGACCUCCAGGACCCGUUACAGGACGACCCCAAAGAGACCGACAACUCGACCUCAUCGGACAAGGAGACCGCCAACAACGAGAACGAGGAGCAGAACUCCGGCACCAAGCGGCGCGGCCCGCGCACCACCAUCAAGGCCAAGCAGCUGGAGACGCUCAAGGCGGCCUUCGCGGCCACGCCCAAGCCCACGCGCCACAUCCGCGAGCAGCUGGCUCAGGAGACCGGCCUCAACAUGAGAGUCAUUCAGGUGUGGUUUCAGAACCGACGGUCCAAAGAACGCCGCAUGAAACAGCUCAGCGCCCUGGGCGCCCGGAGACACGCCUUCUUCCGGAGUCCACGGCGCAUGCGUCCCCUGGGCGGCCGCCUGGACGAGUCUGAGAUGUUGGGGUCCACCCCGUACACUUACUACGGAGACUACCAAAGCGACUACUACGCCCCGGGAGGCAACUACGACUUCUUCGCGCACGGCCCGCCGUCUCAGGCGCAGUCCCCCGCCGACUCGAGCUUCCUGGCCGCGUCGGGACCCGGCUCGACGCCGCUGGGCGCCCUGGAACCGCCGCUGGCCGGGCCCCACGGCGCGGACAACCCCAGGUUCACCGACAUGAUCUCGCACCCCGACACGCCGAGCCCCGAGCCCGGCCUGCCCGGCGCGCUGCACCCCAUGCCGGGAGAGGUGUUCAGCGGCGGGCCCAGCCCGCCCUUCCCCAUGAGCGGCGCCAGCGGCUACAGCGGACCCCUGUCGCACCCCAACCCCGAGCUCAACGAGGCGGCCGUGUGGUAAGGCCGGGGGCGUCCAGUCGCCCCCCCCCUCCCCCGCCACCGAGCCCCGGACGCCGCCGCCCGGCCACCCGGAGACUCGCAUCUCCACCCCUCGGAGCUUCGGCGCGCGCACGCGCGCUCGCUCGCUCGCUCGCGCCAUCCCUCGGGACCAAAGUCAAUACGCCGGAGGGUCGAGAUUCCAAGCGCACCCUAGAAGCCCUCCGGACCCCCACCCACCAUCACCACCUCCCACUAAGAGGGGACCGAGGAGCAGAGACCGCGGCGCCGCCCCUCCCCGCGAGCCGAGGCAUUGUGAAAUCUUACUUCUCACUCUUCCUCUUUUAAAAGAAAAAAAUAAAAAAGAGAGAGAGAUUGAAAGGGAGAGAGAGAGAGAUGAGGAAAGUCUUAGCCAGAGAAGAAAAACAGGACCGCUGGUGAGUGCUAGCUUUGCCGGAGAAAAAGCCACCUCCGAGCUGGCGCCCCCUGGCGGCCAAUCUUAAGGCUCAAGGUCAGCUUGUCUAGGAAGCUGCGCGGUCAGGACCAGGCCAGCGUGGGUCCAACUCCCCGCUCCUCCAUAGUUGAGCCUGAGGGGCCUGGCAGGAUUCGAACUCUCCCACCCCUGCUUUGCCCCUAAGCCGGGCGCCAAGUCUCUGGACGUUUGCCCACUGCUCACUCUCCCUGCCCGGGGCCUGGAGGCUGGGCCAUCAGGACGAACAGUAUUAGACUUUUUUGGAAGUCGGACGCUUCUAGUUUCCUUAUUUUGUAUAAAGAAGAAACAAAUAAAGUAUGUUUUUGUGUU